CUAAUGAAAACUGUCAGCUGUCAAAUUUUACCACGAUAAAUUUCGUUCGUGGCUGGAUCACUCUACAUAAAAAUAGUUUUUUCCAACUAACACUGUUCUUUUCCUACUUAUUAAGGUUGUGGAUGCGGCUUACGCCGCAUUUAUAACACUUAGCCCGUAUCUGGUACUUGUGACUUAUUAAUAAGGUAGUGGACGUAAAAUAACCUAACCAUGCCUCCGAAGAAAGCGCCCGCUGCUGCGAGCAAGAAGACGGAGCAGAAGAAGAAGGAGAAAGUGAUUGAGGACAAAACAUUUGGUAUCAAGAACAAGAAAGGAGCAAAACAGCAAAAGUUCAUCCAACAGGUAGAGAAACAAGUGAAGAGUGGCGGUAUCCACCCGGCGGGGCCCAUGCAAGACAAGAAGAAGGACAAGGAACAGAAACUGAAGGAAGCGAAGGAGCUGGCUGCGCUCUUCAAACCCGUGCAGACACAGAAGGUGGAGAAAGGUACGGACCCCAAGUCCGUGGUGUGUGCAUUCUUCAAGCAGGGCCAGUGCACCAAGGGCGACCGCUGCAAGUUCUCUCAUGACCUUACCAUUGAGAGGAAGGCUGAGAAACGGUCCCUGUACGUGGACAUGAGGGACGACGACACCAUGGACAACUGGGAUGAAGAGAAGCUUAAAGAAGUUGUUGAGAAGAAACACGCAGACGACAAGCAGCGACCCACUACUGAUAUUAUCUGCAAGCACUUCCUGGAGGCGGUGGAGAAGUCCAAGUACGGGUGGUUCUGGGAGUGUCCGUCCGGCGGGCGCUGCAUCUACCGGCACGCGCUGCCGCCCGGCUUCGUGCUCAAGCGGGACAAGAAGAAGAUGGAGGAGAAGAAGAACGAGAUAUCACUAGUGGACCUCAUCGAGAGGGAGAGGGCCGCGCUGGGGCCCAACCAGACCAAGAUCACCCUAGAAACCUUCCUCGCUUGGAAGAAGAAGAAGAUUAAGGAGAAACAGGACAACAUAGCGGCCGCGGAGGAGCAGAAGCGCUCCGACUUCAAGGCGGGUCGCGCGUGCGGCCUCUCCGGCCGCGAGAUGUUCUCCUUCGACCCCGCGCUGGCCGCCGACGACGACGACGCCGACGACGGCGACGCCGUGCUCGCCGCGUACGGCGACGACGGCGACGACGACGCCAACGAGUACAGGGAGAUCACCUUCGACGGGAUCGGCAUGGAGGCUUCAGAGGUGGACGACACAGGCACCAAAGCUACCUCCGACCGCCUCCAACAACUAUCCGCGGGGCUCAGCAACGGCGACGCGGCGGCGGCGGCGGAGGCGGAGGAGGCGGAGGAGGAGGCGGAGGAGGCGGAGGCGGCCGCGGUGCCCAUCAACGAGAACCUGUUCCUCGACGACGAGCUGGACGAGGAGCUGCAGGGGCUGGACCUGGAUGAUUGAGGACCGAGGGUUGUCUCAUUUGUUUCGACCAAGAUACGUAGAAAAAUAUUGGAGGUUACAUGUAGUUGUCGAAUAAAAGUUGAAGCGAGACAAUAUGGCGGUCUUCGCAUUGGAUGCGGACUCGCACGCCGCGCCGCUCCGGUGUGCGAGCGGACAUCUAUAUACACGCAUAGCGCUAUCACGCUCAUACGCCAGGGCGACGUGCGAAUUCGCAUCAGUGUGGUACCCGCGCAUGGCCUCGUGCUAUUAUGACACUUACAUUCGAAAGGGAUUCUUAAACCAGGCCGCAUAUCUCAACCUGUUCUCAUGACAUUUUGUGAGCAUAUUCAAUAAUCAUAAUAUUUUUUACCAUCAAUUUUAGGAUGUUUUUAUUAAAAAGCGGAGCCUGUUCGUUCGCCAAGUCUACAGCUCACAGAGCCACCUAUAGCUUAAGCUUAAUGGCUACCUACUGUAAAGGAAGUAAAAAUAUCCCUGCAGAAAAAGACGGAAAAGUGUGAGUGACGUAAAUUCAUUGUUUUAUUCUACAUGCAACCUCCAACAUUCUUAUAAGCUUCUUGAUUCCUAAAACUACACCAUUUAAUAGACGGCAACCUGACUGUGAGACGACAUAGGUCUAGAAAAAACCGUGCUUUGCCAGGUGAAACUAAACUUUAUGACUAUUAUAAUAAAGUUUGAAAUGAUGACCUGCUAUACGUAUUCCUCCAAGUAAAUGUUUUUUUUUAACUUAACACGUCUCUUAGAAUUGUCAUGUCUUAAUAUUAGGCCAUUAGGUUGCAGUUCCUAAGCAUCUAUACUAAAUAAAUCAAAUUUGAUAAUUUUGAAUUAUCUUGCAAAUUCUUUUAUACUUACAUAAUUCCACAAUAGAAAUCCAUUGUUGAGUCAACUUAUUUAGUUGAACUCUACAUAAGGUCAUUUCCAGUCCUUCGGUGUGUAGAACAGACAGACAAACAUUGCAAUUUCUCUCAUUAUACUUAUAACUCGAGAUUUUUCUUAAUUUGUCAAGAAUUCGCGAGUUUUCAGUGACUGUACAUA
Messenger RNA from Cydia splendana, 2451 nucleotides. RefSeq names its product zinc finger CCCH domain-containing protein 15 homolog. The coding region runs from base 211 to 1419 and encodes 402 amino acids. The record is from RefSeq and is a predicted model, not a curated record. Gene Ontology annotation, molecular function: mRNA binding; metal ion binding. NCBI's taxonomy places the organism in Eukaryota, Metazoa, Arthropoda, Insecta, Lepidoptera, Tortricidae. The transcript is spliced from 8 exons. Gene Ontology annotation, biological process: cytoplasmic translation. Gene Ontology annotation, cellular component: cytosol.